AUGACUGAAUUAGAAACGUUGGCUACAAUAAAGUGCAAGCAACAAGUUGUUCGUGCCGUACGAUUCAACGUAGACGGCGUGUAUUGUCUCACUUGCGGAGCGGACAAGAAAAUAAACCUAUGGAAUCCUCAUCGUCAAAUUUUGCUAAAAACUUAUGGGGGACAUGCAAACGAGGUGUUAGAUGCUGCGGGGUCAUGUGACAGCAGUCAUAUAAUAUCUGGUAGUGCUGAUAAAUCAGUAAUUCUAUGGGAUGUUACUACAGGACAACCCAUAAGACGAUAUCGUGUACACGCCAGUUCAGUAACUUGUAUAAAAUUCAAUGAAGAAUCUUCGAUGGCAGUUUCCGGUUCCAUAGACAACACGGUCGCUUUUUGGGAUGUGAUAAGCCGUAGACAAGAACCGGUACAAGUUUUAAAAGAUGCAAAGGACACAAUCACAUCAAUCCAAGUAACUGACCAUGAAGUUUUGACUACAUCAGUUGAUUGUCAUGUUAGGUUAUAUGACAUUCGAAUGGGCAAAAUGGUAUCUGAUUAUAUUGGUCAUAUUGUCACAUUUGGAAGCCUUACAAGAGAUGGCCAAUGUUAUAUUUUAAGCUGUGCAGAUAGUACAAUAAAACUUUUUGAUAAAGACUCUGGGGAAAUUUUAAACACAUUUGUAGGUCAUGAAAGUAAAGAUUAUUUGUUAGAGAACGCUGUGAAUGCGACAGAUAGUCAUAUUGUCUCUGGCUCGGCCACAGGAGAAAUUUUUUAUUAUGAUUUAAUAAGUAGUAUUUGUGUGAAGAAAUAUUUGCAUAGUAAAAAUAGACCCGUGGUUUCAAUAACACACCAUCCAACUGACAAUAGUUUUAUAUCUGCAUGUGAAGAUGAAAUUAAAUUAUGGGGAAUAAAAGAAAUGGAAGAAUAA
Molecule: messenger RNA, 903 nt
Organism: Arctia plantaginis
Lineage: Eukaryota; Metazoa; Arthropoda; Insecta; Lepidoptera; Erebidae
Source: the annotation of a GenBank genome assembly